UCCCAGGCGUCUGUUUCAAUUUCUUCCCCGAGGUCUGCACUGUGGUGCGACCCUGGGCCUCCUCUCCUCUUCCGCGAGGUCGUAAGGGGAACAGGGAUACGCCGUGAGCUGACCCUCGCAUCUGCAGAUGGUGGCACAUAUCCCGGACUCCCGCCCCCAGCAGCACAGCUCCCCUCUGCACCGCGAGGGAGCAGGAGGUUCCUGAGCGCUCACCCGCGCCCCCUACCCGCAUCGCCGGGUCGCAGGCGGCCUGUCGCGACAGCGGCAGUGCAUUGUGGGGCUUGUAGUGCGGGGCCGGGCUUGGGUGGGUGGGCGCGGCCGCAGCAGUCGCAGCGGGGCCAUCUUCCGCAGGCAGGCGGGCUGGACUGGUGCAGCCCGCACCUUCGCCCUCGCCCGGCCCGAUGGCGCCCCGCCCGCUGGGCCCCUUGGGGCGCCGACCCCGCCGGCCUCCCGGAGUGGGACGAGUGGGACCCGGAGGACGAGGACGAGGAGCCCGCGCUGGAGGAGCUGGAGCAGCGCGAGGUGCUGGUGCUGGGGCUGGACGGCGUGGGGAAGAGCACGUUCCUGCGCGUGCUGUCGGGGAAGCCGCCGCUCGAGGGCCACGUCCCCACCUGGGGCUUCAACUCCGUGCGGCUGCCCACCAAGGACUUCGAGGUGGACCUGCUAGAGAUCGGUGGCAGCCAGAACCUGCGCUUCUACUGGAAGGAGUUCGUGAACGAGGUGGACGUGCUGGUGUUCGUGGUGGACUCUGCCGACCGGCCACGGCUGCCCUGGGCCCGUCAGGAGCUACACAAGCUGCUAGACAAGGACCCUGACCUACCUGUCGUCGUGGUGGCCAACAAGCAGGACCUGAGCGAGGCCAUGAGUGUGGUGGAGCUGCAGCAGGAGCUGGGCCUGCAGGCCCUGGAUAGCCAGCGGGAGGUUUUUCUCUUGGGUGCCAGCAUUGCCCCCGCAGGCCCUGGCUCUGCAGAACCCGGCACCGUGCACAUCUGGAAGCUGCUCCUGGAACUUCUCUCCUAGGUCAGAGCACGCCUGAACUCGCCCAGCUGGAGACCACAGUCCAGCUGCUCCAAUUCUUCCUUGCCAGCCAGGCCGGGUACAGGAGCCACAGGGCAGCAUUUCCUCACCUCUUAGCACAGUGGCCGAGAGGCCGUGCAAAGAGUUGAGUACGCAGAAGAGUCAGAUGAGGGAGAGCACCGAGUUUAGGCCCUCCCGAGGACAGGGCCUGGGCAAGGCCAAAAGCCAGGCAUAAGCCUUCCUAGUGAGGCAGAGGGUGGGAGAGUAAGGACAGGACCUGGCUCACUCCAUCUGUACCCGCACAGCGCCCUGCAGGUCGCGGUGGGUGGGAAGUAUUCCCAGAGCCUCGGCUGUCCCAGUCUGGACUGUUCCCUCCUGGUGACGUCAUGCCUUGUUCCCAGUCUUGCAUUUCACGCCAACCCCAGUUCUGCUUGCUGGUCUGUGGCCUUGUGCAGCCUCUGCCUCUGGCCCCCACGGACAUCAUUUUUAAAAGGAGGUGAUUUUUGUGUUUUUUCCCCCUAACCUGGAGGUGCAUUUCCCAGCCAUGGAGAUUCAAAGGGCCAGAAUAAACCUGGAGGUCCUAGCAAGCAGCCUUCUGAAGACUCCUGCUUACCAUGCCAAGGCCUGGCCUCCCAACCUCUCCUGUCUAAAGAGUAAGCGGCAUUCACUCACCAGAUGGAAGCAAAGCUGGUCGUUCCCCUAACCCGGGGACACGCACUGCUCUUGUUAUCAACACUAACUGCCACGCUCAUGUUUACACAAGUCUGGGGAAGGAAGGAGCCCUUGGUCCCUGGGAAGAAGACUGUCACCCAGAACUGGGUGUUGGUCAAAGAACUGUAUUUUAUUUAUUUAUUUAUUCACUUAUAAAAGGAACAGGCCAGAGUUCCAGGUUCUGUUUCUAGGUGCUGUUACCAAAACCCCAGGUGGCUGCUGUGGACUGAGCAGAACUUGGAGGAUGACGGCUGGAAUCAUGAGGAGCAGAUGACCUGAUGUCAUGGACACGAAUCUGCAGCUUCCCGCACACACUGCGGGCCUUGGGCUGUCCUCAUCAUACUUCACACUGACUCGCGUGAGCCUGAACACCACGUGGCCCUGUGCUGAAGGGACGCAGACCCCUUCCGGGUAGGUAACGAAUGCCUCUGCUAAAGGACAUGUCCACCGCGUGAUUCCAGAGAAAAAACGAAGCGUGUUUCCAUCUUUGAUGCCUAAGGACAGAAACACAGACUGCCGACAGGGUGCCUGUGGGCGCAGCACUCAGCCUCUCUGGGCCCACCUAGCCCCAGGGAGAGGAGGGCUGGCUGCACUCAGGGUCGCCCGCGCAUGCUCCGAGCUGCUCCCAUGCGCAGUGGUCAGCCAGUCUCGCUGACACUUGGUGCAGGCCCCAGCCGGCAGCCGACAGCGACAGCCACACGUACACUUUCUGUUUGUAGAGGAGCAGGCUGACUCAGUUUGCUUUCUGGUCGAAGACAAUGAUCGUGUGCCUUCAUUUCAGUUGACAUUUACCCAGCAUGCUUCAGUCCUACGCUGUGCCAGCCCCAGAACAGGCACCCGGAGGUCCGGAGGUGAGUGUGCUCGCGGGAAGAGCAGCUCGCAGCCAUGUCAGGGGCCACGCGGUGCCUCAGAACAGAAUCGCUGUUUUCUUUCUGCAGGAAGAAGUGAUUUAUCUGCUUUUCUGUUAAAUAUUUAAGCAAUGAUCUCAGUUUUAGAGUAGCCUUUGGAAGUUUGCUGGCAUCUUUCAUUUGUCACUGGACGUGAAAAUUUUUACUCCCCUGUCUGUGAACUCUGCCUGGUUCUCCUGGGCUUCACGGUGACCCUUGGAGCCAGCAUUUACAUUGAAAGUACCCUUUUUCCCCAGUUAGGAUCUGCCUUUGUCUAAUGAAUAUCAUUGUGUAAUAGAACUUUUUAAAUCCCCACUGAGGGGAGGCCAACUUAAAAAAUAAAAGUUUCACUAUGUCUACUUGA
Messenger RNA from Tupaia belangeri chinensis (Chinese tree shrew), 2979 nucleotides. RefSeq names its product ARF like GTPase 10 (gene ARL10). NCBI's taxonomy places the organism in Eukaryota, Metazoa, Chordata, Mammalia, Scandentia, Tupaiidae. The transcript has 4 exons. The annotation marks the transcript as partial. Gene Ontology annotation, molecular function: GTP binding; GTPase activity. The record is from RefSeq and is a predicted model, not a curated record.